AGGAGACGGAGGGGAUGGGGGGGGGCUAGUUUUUGGACGAGAGAGGAUGUGCAGAAGAGAGAGGGGGGCCUCUGGAUUCAACAACUGAAACGAUAGAAAACAAAAAGAAUAAACUAAUAUCCUGCUGCAUCGACGACUGCUUUUUUACCCCAGGAGCUAAAGGGAAAUACCCCAAACAGAAGCCUUUUUCUGGGAUUAUUGGAAGCCAAAUAAUAAAAAAAAACGAACAGACCCGCCUGCCCCCGACAUUGCAAUUCAAGGGAGCUCGUUCUUUUGUGAAGGGGGGGGGGAGAAUAUUUUGGAAUCUGUGGUUGCAGCUUUGAUGCUGAUUAAAAAAAACAACAACCACCAUGCUAUAUAUCAAUCGAUACUUCAUUUCUGUUUAUUUCUAUUAAAUACCCGUCGAUCGGUGAGAUGGAGGGGAUCGGAACGAACAGUUUAUUUGUAUCGAUUCUGCCUUUUGGGAAUUCUUGGAAGUGGGAGGCGUCAGCUGGGCUGCAAACCGACCGUUCUCCAUGAGGAGGAGAAGAAGAUGCCGGCUCUGCCAGCACUGCUGCUGCUGUCGAUUCACUUCCUCUUCCUGUUUCUGACCAUGGUCCCGCCCCCUUACAGCCAAGGAGCCGUGCUGUCUUCACUGCGAAUGGCUGCUAUCCUUGAUGAUCAGACAGUGUGUGGUCGAGGGGAGAGGCUGGCUCUAGCUCUGGCUCGUGAGAAUAUAAACAGCGUCACUGAGGUCCCAGAAAAGGCCAGGGUGGAGGUGGAGAUAUUCGAGCUGCAGAGAGACUCCCAGUAUGAGACCACUGACACCAUGUGUCAGAUCUUGCCGAAGGGUGUGGUCUCUGUGUUAGGCCCCGCCUCUAGCCCCGCCUCUGGUUCUACUGUCAGUCACAUCUGCGGGGAGAAAGAGGUCCCCCAUGUGAAGAUCGGUCCCGAGGAGACGCCCCGCCUGCCCUACCUGCGCUUUGCCUCGGUCAGCCUGUACCCCAGCAACGAGGACCUGAGCCUGGCCCUGAGAGCCAUCCUGAGCUUCUUCAGCUUCCCCUCCACCAGCCUGAUCUGCGCCAAGGCAGAGUGUCUCCUGCGCUUGGAGGAGCUGGUGCGACGCUUCCUGAUCUCGCGGGACACGCUGUCGAUCCGCAUGCUGGACGACAGCCAGGAUCCCACCCCCUUGCUGAAGGAGAUCCGGGACGACAAGAUCGGCACCAUCAUCAUUGACGCCAACGCCUCCAUGUCAUACCUCAUACUGAGGAAGGCUGCAGAGUUGGGAAUGACGUCAGCCUUCUACAAGUACAUCCUCACGACUAUGGAUUUCCCCCUGCUCCGGUUGGAUGAUAUCGUGGAUGAGCAGUCUAACAUCCUGGGCUUCUCCAUGCUCAACACGACCCACCCGUUCUACGUGGAGUUCCUGAGGAGUCUCAACAUGUCCUGGAGAGAGAACUGCGACAUGAGCCUGUACCCCGGGCCAGCGCUCUCCUCAGCUCUCAUGUUUGAUGCAGUGCAUGUGGUUGUCAGUGCUGUGCGAGAGUUGAACCGCAGUCAGGAGAUCGGGGUGAAGCCGCUCUCCUGCACCUCCCCUCAGAUCUGGCAGCACGGGACCAGCCUCAUGAACUACCUGAGGAUGGUGGAGUAUGAUGGACUCACUGGUCGCGUGGAGUUCAACAGCAAAGGCCAGAGAACCAACUACACCCUCCGAAUCCUGGAGAAGCACCGCGGGGGUCACAAAGAGAUUGGUAUCUGGUAUUCUAACAACACACUGGCGAUGAACGCCACAACGCUGGACAUCAACGUGUCAGAAACCCUGUCCAACAAAACGUUGAUCAUCACCACCAUAUUGGAGAACCCGUACGUGAUGCGCAAGUCGAACUACCAGGAGCUGCAGGGGAACGGCCGCUACGAGGGCUUCUGCGUGGACAUGCUGAAGGAGCUCGCUGACAUCCUCAAGUUCAAGUUCCGGAUCAAGCUGGUCGACGACGGGCUGUAUGGGGCGCCAGAACCCAACGGGUCAUGGACCGGCAUGGUGGGGGAGCUGAUCAACCGGAAAGCUGACCUGGCAGUGGCUGGUUUCACCAUCACAGCGGAGCGGGAGAAAGUGAUCGACUUCUCCAAACCCUUUAUGACCCUGGGGAUCAGCAUCCUGUACAGAAUGCACAUGGGUCGGAAGCCUGGGUACUUCUCGUUCCUCGAUCCUUUCUCUCCGGCGGUCUGGCUCUUCAUGCUGCUGGCAUACCUGGCUGUGAGCUGCGUGCUGUUCCUGGCAGCCAGACUCAGCCCCUACGAGUGGUACAACCCUCACCCCUGUCUGCAAGACCGACGGGACAUUUUGGAAAACCAGUACACACUGGGAAACAGCCUGUGGUUCCCAGUGGGGGGAUUCAUGCAGCAGGGGUCUGAGAUCAUGCCGAGGGCCCUGUCAACACGCUGCGUCAGCGGGGUCUGGUGGGCCUUCACUCUGAUCAUCAUCUCCUCGUACACGGCUAACCUCGCUGCCUUCCUCACCGUGCAGCGCAUGGAGGUUCCCAUCGAGUCUGCUGACGACCUGGCAGACCAAACCAACAUCGAGUAUGGGACCAUCCACGGGGGGAGCACCAUGACCUUCUUCCAGAACUCGCGGUACCAGACGUACCAGCGCAUGUGGAACUACAUGCAGUCGAAGCAGCCCAGCGUGUUUGUGAAGAGCACUGAGGAGGGCAUCGCCCGCGUGGUCAACUCCAAGUAUGCCUUCCUGCUGGAGAGCACCAUGAACGAGUACCACCGCUGGCUCAACUGCAACCUCACCCAGAUCGGGGGACUGCUGGACACCAAGGGCUAUGGCAUCGGCAUGCCCCUGGGCUCCCCGUUCCGUGACGAGAUCACGCUGGCGAUUCUGCAGCUGCAGGAAAACAACCGUCUGGAUAUCCUGAAGAGGAAGUGGUGGGAGGGGGGCAAGUGUCCGAAAGAGGAGGACCACCGGGCCAAGGGGCUGGGGAUGGAGAAUAUUGGCGGGAUCUUCGUGGUUCUGAUCUGUGGGCUGAUCAUCGCGGUCUUCGUCGCUGUCAUGGAGUUCGUGUGGUCGACACGGCGCACAGCGGAAUCAGACGAGGUACGAGACAGCGGGCAAACCCACAAACCCAGAGCGAGCAGAAUCUCGGUGUGUCAGGAGAUGCUCAGUGAGUUCCAGAACGCUGUCUCCUGUAAGAAGAUGUCUCGCUCCCGGAGGAGGCGGCCCAUGCCCCGCCGCGGCCGGCUCUCCCUCUCCACCCCGAAGCCCCUCCGCCUGGUCCGGGAGAUGCGACUGAACAACGGCAAGCUCUACUCGGGGGCCGGGCCCCUGACCGGGGGGGGCCACGCCUCCUCCAACACCCUGGGGGCCGCGGCGGGGGCCCCCUCGGAGCUCGGCCCGGGACCUCAGAGACUCCUGGAAGACCCCUUGAGCGCCAACACACCCCCGCCACCCCCACCGCCUCACCCCCCUCCCCCCCAGCUGCAAACCCCCAGGAGCUGGGGUCACGUCCGGAUCUGUCAGGAGUGUCGGAGGCAUACAGAGCCUUCGAGCAGCAAGGGGGAGCAGCUCCUGCACCCUGCCCCUGCCCCGGGGACCUCCCGCUGCCCCGCCUCUCCCUCCGCCCCCUUGCCCCGCGCUCCUCCACCACCACCUCUGGCAGUGAGGGGAGCCCCAGGCAGGCUGCCAGCGAGCAGGACUGAGAGAGGGAGCGCAGAGACUCUGCACCACACGGGCCAGAGCAGGAACGGACACUCGCAACCACAGAAGCAAGCCGGAAAGGCUAGAGCGGUCAAGCAGAGGAAUUCCGGACUUCAAGGACUGUCAAGUGAAAACUUGACAGUGUGCCGGGGCUCCUGGGACUUCUUCCGAGGGUUUUGUUCCAGGUUUUAAGAAGGGUUAGGUGGCAGACUUGUGAAAGGGGUUUGGAAAUGUCUUAAUAUUAGAAUAUUCCUGUCAUUCGUAUUUCUUUUACAAAGGGGGGGGCACUAAUUUCAUAAUUGUGAGGUUUUUUUUUUUUUUUCAACUAUGGUGUUAUAAAUGCCCAGACAAUUCACAGUGUUCACGGUAUUGUAAAGGGAUCUGAUUGUUAUAUCAAUGAGUGUUGCUAUUAUAUUUAGAGCUGUGAGUUGAAAGGUAGCGAGGUCCUGUUUGGGAAACACAGUAACUGAAUGAAGGCGCUGACGAGCGUUCCUAUUGGAAGCCUUUCUCAGUGUCUUCGUGUCACAGCCCUCGACAGCAAGUGACCAAGGCUGCCAGAUGGAGGCGCUGUGAGACGGGACCUCCAGCGGAAACGUUUGUCGCCCAGGUUAUUAAGUUCUUUUUAAUAUUUCUGUUGAAGAUGCUGAGAAAGGCUUCCAGUCACAAACGCCUGGCACGGAAUUGAAGAAUGUUUCUCAUUGAAUGUAUUCAGUUCCUUUUGAACUGACCCCUAUGGAGUGGGUGAGUGUGAUGCCUCAUUUUCACAGCCUGUCUUAACUGUGUUUUCUUCCAGUGGACAUCACAAGAGUUUAAAAUCAGCUGCCGGUUUUCAGGUGGUCUGCGUGAAGGUUUGAUGAGAGCACAGGGGUGUCCUCUGUCUCCAGCACUUCGUCCUUCUCUUACUUCCAUGCGGUUUUUAUCAAUUAUUACAUUUUUGUUGGUUUAUUUCUUUUUCAUUUGAUUUCAAGUUUUUUUUCUUUUUUUCAUGUCCAAUUCUGUCCAGCAGGUGGUGGUGCAGACUUCAAUUUAUGACAAAAAAAAUGAAAAAGUUAUUAUUAUUAUUAUUAUUAUUAUUAUUAUUAUUAUUAUAUUAUAUACACACACUUUGAAAAAGGAAGACCUCAGUGUAGCAAAAGGUGCACAAAUCUAAAAGGUAAAGGUAAUGCAGCUACACAAAAAUGUGAAGAUUUGAUACAAAACUAAUCUGCCAGGGCUCCUAGCCCUUCCGUUGGAUGCUAAAAACAUCUUGCACUGUUCUGGCUGUCAUGUUCAAUUCUGACCAGCAGGUGGUGCUCUAGACACCUGAAAGCGUGUGUGUAGCGCUGGCUGGGAGUCCUGCGCGUUUCAAUCUCAUCAUGCUGUGACUGUUCACAGUUUAUCCCAUUGCACUUGGGAGUCUUCUGUGCUGGUUUAGAAUGAGGAUGUGUCUGACUAAAAAAAAAAGUAAAGAAAGGACUUCUGCUUCCAGAACUGUUUAUUUUAUUAUUGCAUUUAUCCAGGCAUUAUCUACAGUGUUAUGGUGAGCCGGAGCCCGACCUGGCAGACAACAGGGCGCAAGGCAGGACUACACCCUGGACGGGGCGCCAGUCCAUCGCAGGGCAGCUAAGGGGCAAUUGAGAGAGGUCUUUGGACUGUGGGAGGAAACCCACGCGAACACGGGGAGAACAUGCGAACUGCAUGCAGACAAACCCCUGAGACUAGAAUCUCACCUCUGAUCAUCAAUAUUACAGAACCGCACACUGUAAUCUUUCUAGACAGUGACGGAAUGAGCGACAAACAGAGCCUGAAAAACACAAACAUCCUGUCUCAUAACACCGAGAUACUGGGAGACACAGCGACUGGGAUUGUGAAAGUGGGAGACAGUGACUGGCAGGAGACUGCGAAACCGAUUCGGCACUGAUCCGAUAUUGAUCGUUAUCGCUGCUAUCAGUGACGACAGCAGUUGUUAUGAUUGUUAUUAUUAAUACCGAGAGCUGAUUUCUGAUUAUUUCUUUUCAUUCACUGUAUUCUGUGAUGCUGGUUUUGGGGGAUGAAGGGGGGGGGGGGGGGGGGGGAGAGGACUGGGUUAUUUUUAUUUUUUGCAAAUUUCUAUAGCGCUGAAGAGACAAACUAAAAUGCUGGGAAUAUAAAACAUGUGGGGAAAUAAAAAUAAAACCACUUUGAAAAGCUGCUGUGUAAGAACUCGUACUGUCAGCUCUACAGGGAAGAGCAAGAAGACAACGGAUCAGGAUUGAAAACAAUGCACAGGAGUAACGUGCAGAAUUCCUUCUUCCUGGAUUGAGAAUCAACACAGAGACACUGGGACACAUUGAUACACACAGAGACACUGGGACACAUUGACACAC
Molecule: messenger RNA, 6024 nt
Organism: Polyodon spathula (Mississippi paddlefish)
Lineage: Eukaryota; Metazoa; Chordata; Actinopteri; Acipenseriformes; Polyodontidae
Product: glutamate receptor ionotropic, kainate 5-like
Biological process (GO): modulation of chemical synaptic transmission; monoatomic ion transport; synaptic transmission, glutamatergic
Cellular component (GO): postsynaptic membrane; kainate selective glutamate receptor complex; presynaptic membrane
Molecular function (GO): transmitter-gated monoatomic ion channel activity involved in regulation of postsynaptic membrane potential; kainate selective glutamate receptor activity
Source: RefSeq, a predicted model, not a curated record